Nematocida major is the source of this 1188-nucleotide messenger RNA. RefSeq lists its product as uncharacterized. The coding region runs from base 1 to 1188 and encodes 395 amino acids. The record is from RefSeq and is a predicted model, not a curated record. Gene Ontology annotation, molecular function: ATP binding; protein serine/threonine kinase activity. NCBI's taxonomy places the organism in Eukaryota, Fungi, Microsporidia. Gene Ontology annotation, cellular component: cytoplasm. Gene Ontology annotation, biological process: protein phosphorylation. The transcript has a single exon.
AUGCACAACAAACCGCAAACACUAUCGCACGGCAGGAUUGUUCGUGCAGAGCUUCAGAGGAAAAAGAUAUUUGUUCUUAUAGGGAUACAGGCAUGCAUUCUUUUUACACUUAUAUUCUUUUUAUUUCGACGGAAAAAUAAUUUCAUGGAAGUUCAGAGGCAUACUUUUAUUCUUGAGAAAAUGUAUGAUCUUAUUGACCAAAUCAAUGAAGAGGUAGAGACUUGCCUGAAAAAAGGAACGCGGAAAGAGCAAAAUUCCGAAUUCAGCAAAAUAGAUUUUAUUGAAGGGCUGACUCCCAUUAGGCUUUCGGAGAUGACUGCUGUUUUCGAUCUUGUCGGAAACAUAGGGGAGUACUUGGCGCUGGACCGCAGCAAUUUAGGCGAACUUAGAGAAUUGCCCAGCAAGGUAAUAGUCAAGAGGGUCAUCCUCAAGAUAGAGAACAGCCCUGAGGAGGAAAAGAUAUCCACGCUUCUGGACCACCCGCACAUCGUAAAAACAUAUUUAACGUAUCGGUGUAACUAUGUAAACUCCAAGGGGGUAGAGCAAAGCCUGCUUUGGCUGUUUAUAGAGCCGCUGAAUACAAAGGUUUCCAUAAAAGAAAACGCCAAGAAGGAGGACGAAAUCAGGGCAAUAAUGAGGGACACCUUGGAGGGGCUAGCAUAUAUGCACAGCCAGCGCGUGGCGCAUCUAGACCUCAAGCUUGCAAACGUGAUGGGGCACAGGGACCAGAACAACAACAUAACGUACAAAAUAAUUGACUUCGGGUUUUCAAGGCAGCUUCCAAACGACAAAAUAGAGGAAGUGUAUCCCAAAAGAUGCUAUGGCACGUUCCCGUACAAGUCUCCUGAGGUGUGGAUAUCGAGUGUGCACGGGUUUUCGUCAGACAUAUGGUGCAUUGGUGCAAUGUCUUUGUUUUUGGCGAACAGAAAAUCUUCGUAUUUCCAGAAAAGAGCUGCUGAGGGAGAGGGGACCACAAAAAACUACUCAGACUUCCGCCAGUUUCUGAACGGAACUGUGAAGAUAAAAAUUGAUCCGGAAACUUCCCCUGAGCUUGUUUCUUUCAUCAGGGACUGCAUGAAGAGAAACCGGGAGGAGAGACCAACGGCAGAGAAGCUCUUAGACCAUGUGUUUAUACGCGGAGAGCAGCUGCCAGACGAAGAUCUUGAGAGUAUCUCAUACUAUAUUUAA